AUGAAUUCAAUCCUUUAUAAGGUGUUCGUUUGCCUCUUUUACGGAUUGUGCUCAUUCGGCCUCAGCUUUAUCAACAAAUGGAUUUUUGCCUUCUACGACUUCAAGUUUCCUUUCAUUGUAAUGGUUUAUCUAGCUACUUUUACUUCAAUUUGUUUUUAAUGCAGGAUUUAGCGUCACAUAUGGUGCCUUUGUUGAUAAUGGACCAAAAGCGAUAUGGAAAGUCCCAAAACUCACCUUAGAUGGCUGCAAAUCUUGUUUGAUUAUCAGCUGCACCUUUCUUUCAAACGUCUCAUUUGGGGUCAUAUCAUUAACAAAAGUCAGCAUCCCUGUCUUUCUUGCUAUUAGAAGAAUGGUCACAAUUUUGAUCUAUAUUGUGGAUCUCACAUAUUUGGGGAAGCCAUGGAAAAUUUUAUGAUUUUUUUAUAAUAAAUAGAGAGUAGGCAGUUAUUACAAAUAGAUAUUCAUUUUAAAAAGAUAUAGAAUUCUUAGGUGUCGUAUUAAUUACUGUUGGCGGCAUUUUAUCAGCUGUAUUUUUUAUUUAGGCAAACGAUUUCUACGCUGACUAUUUCGGGUACUUUUUGGUUAUGAUGAAUAAUGCUGCAACUGUCCUUCACUUUAAUUUAUGCAAAUCACUGUCGCAGAAAAAGCCAGAAUUAGAUGCUGGGGCUCAGACUUUUUAUAUGUCGCUAUUAUCUAUUCCUGUUUUGCUAUGCUUAUGCCUUUUUGCAGAAGAUACAAACUCAUACGAAUUAUUUGAUAGGGCAAAGCCGUUCUAUAUUUCCUUAUUUAUUACAACGGUAAUGGGAUGCCUUUUGACGUUUUCUCAAGCCCUUUGCAUUAAUGUUAAUUCACCAAUCGCUACUUCUGUUACUGGGAAUUGCAAAGAUAUUUUGGCAACAAUUGUAGGGUUAUUGGUAUUUUCACAUAUAUAUACAUAAAAAUGGCAGCCUUUUGGAAGGGAGUUUUGGCAUUCAGUAUGUGUAUUCGACAAUAAUAUUCAAUUUUUCGAAUUUUCUAGACCCCAUUGACUUUGAAGGUGUGAGAUUAUUGUCAGCGAAGUAGAAUUAUGGAAGGAAAUGAGGAUGAUCGGAUUUCGACUGGGAACUUUUUCUAUAAUAUAACUAAUUAUAAGGUAUUCCAGAUGUACUAAUCACACCUUGGCUCUUAAUAGGAUUAGCUGCAAGCUUAUCAGGAGCUAUUAUUUAUUCUUAUUCGAAGCUGCUAGAUGAGUUACAAAAAUCAUCUAAAGUUAAGUAA
Molecule: messenger RNA, 1257 nt
Organism: Blepharisma stoltei
Lineage: Eukaryota; Ciliophora; Heterotrichea; Heterotrichida; Blepharismidae
Source: the annotation of a GenBank genome assembly